GGAAGACUGCGUCUGACUCAGUAUAGUGCUAACGUCCGCAGUUGCGCGUUGCCAGCACUGGUUUCAGGAUGCCACCAGCAGCGUCGUUUGCUCAACGAUGGGCCCGUGACAACCUGACCAGGAAACCGUCUUCCGAGGAGUUGGUGGUGCUUGGCCUCUUCCCCAUCACGUGCGAGGGGAAUGAGGCAGAAGCAGCCAAGAGGGCCAGAAGGUAUUAUACUGCGAGAGGGCCCGGAGGGUUGACGGAGCUCUGGCAUAAGAGAUACCCUGAUGAUGAGGAGAUUCUGUCCAGUUGUCAGGAUGUAUACAUAGUACCGCUGAAAACACGGAGUGCUGGAGGUCGACGAGUGACGUUGGUCAGACUGCCGGCUCCCACGGCGCAGGACAGACCGCUGUCUGCGAAGGCUUUACUAUCCAGAUGGCUAAUGAUAUUGGAUAUUAGACUUCGUGAAGAUCCCACGCCAGGCGAGGAGGUGAUAUUCAUAGAUGUCAGCGAUCUUCAACCAGGACACAUCAAAAACCACUUCAGAGGCACCUACUGGAAAGAUUUCGUUUGGUGUAUGAAGUCCGCCUACCCCCUCCGUAUCGCAGAGGUCCACAUCAUCAACACUCAACGUCUGAAGACCAUGUCCCUCCUCCUUCUCCACAUAGGGUUAUACCCCUGGAGACGCAAGGUGGUCCAGCUGCAUGGAACCUCAGACAGUAUUGAGGAUGCUCUCGGUUCUGACAAGUUCCUAGCUGAUGGCUUGCCGUAUGAGUAUGGAGGGAGGGCAGGACAAAUGAAAGAUCUUAAUGACGAAUGGACAAAGAAGCUUCUAUCAAACUCAAAAUGGCUGCAAACAGAAGAACGCAGGUUCUACGAAACGGAUUUGAAACCAGAGUUGCGCGUGCGCACCCGGCAUCGCAGUGCUGUCCGUACGCUGCGCGGGAGCAACGGCUCCUACGACAUGGUCACACGCACACACUCAUGCAGGUCUCUACAUAGACAUGACGACCUGGAUGAAGGGACCCAUGGUGCUUAUAGAACUCUUAAAGUUACCAGUGAUAAGGUCUAUAUUUGAGUGAGGUUUUUAGUUUUGAGGAAAGUUGUGAUCAAGGACUGUUGUUUAUAAUAGAGGUCAGGAAAGAAAUUGAGAGCUUGGAAAA
Messenger RNA from Trichoplusia ni (cabbage looper), 1146 nucleotides. RefSeq lists its product as uncharacterized. The transcript has 6 exons. The record is from RefSeq and is a predicted model, not a curated record. Gene Ontology annotation, cellular component: membrane. Lineage: Eukaryota; Metazoa; Arthropoda; Insecta; Lepidoptera; Noctuidae. The coding region runs from base 69 to 1061 and encodes 330 amino acids. Gene Ontology annotation, molecular function: phosphatidylinositol bisphosphate binding.